Molecule: messenger RNA, 903 nt
Organism: Cryptomeria japonica (Japanese cedar)
Lineage: Eukaryota; Viridiplantae; Streptophyta; Pinopsida; Cupressales; Cupressaceae
Exons: 3
Coding region: 180-599 (139 amino acids)
Source: RefSeq, a predicted model, not a curated record
UGUUGGAAUAGGAGAGAAGCACCACUAAAACCCAGGAAUCUAUUCAUGGGUCCCCUUGCUUUCAUAUCACCAAAGGACAUUUCUCUUGCCCUUCUGCUUGGGAUGCCUUGUUUGCUGACAGACUUUCAUCUUUUCAUUCCCGCUUGCUCUCUUCCUCCUUGGAUUUCUUUUGCUCACUCAUGGCGCCCCAAGCUCUUCUUCAUCAUGCCCUCCUCCUUCUGUUCCUCCUCAUGGUCCUCUGGCCAUUCUCAGGUUUCAGUAUAUGGUUCACUGCAGCACAAGAGCAGCAGGCUAUGCAUGUGGGGAAGAUAAGGACUAACCAGAGUGAUAUUGUUGAGAAGAGAAAUUAUGGAAAGCUGAUCCCAGUUCCAGAGAUAAAGUAUUUGCCUUGGGCAUUGGAAAGUGAUAAGAAGAGAAGAAAGUUAGCACCUUUUCAGUUAUGUUCAGGGUGUACAUGCUGUGCCGGUGAAAGCAAUAACAGAGUAUGUACUACAUCUGCCUGCUGUUACUCCAUAACCUGUGGCCUUCCUGACAAACCUUACGGUGUCUGUGCUUUCACUCCCAAGGCCUGCACUUGCACAAACUGCACAGGGGUUUGAUCUGUGCCCACUCUAAUCCUACUCUGUAUACAAAAUAUGCUCUACACUAUGUGGGAUUUGAUAUAUGCCCACUGUAAUAUUAUCAUUGAGGAGGCAAAAUUUUUACUUUGCUUUGAUAUAUGAUUUAGAUUGUCAGAAGGCUUGUUAGACUACUUACUGGUGAUUUUUCAUUUGCUUUGCCUGCUUCUAAUUUUCCAAUCAGACAUUGUACAAACGCACAGCAGGCAGGCAUAAUGUUGCCUAGAGCUGGUUAAUAAUGUUGCAUCUUUCUGUACUUAAUAAUGAUAUAUGAGAAUUUUUAUGA